Messenger RNA from Didymodactylos carnosus, 3486 nucleotides. The record is from the annotation of a GenBank genome assembly. Lineage: Eukaryota; Metazoa; Rotifera; Eurotatoria; Philodinida; Philodinidae.
AUGAAUACUGCUGCUAAACCGCCACGUCCAAAACCAACAUCGAGUAGUACAACAACGGUAAAAUCGAAAAUUGGCAAUAAUGGAACAUCGACAGAUACACGAUCAAGAACUAUGCGAUUAGGGUCAACAUCAUCGGCUGGAACAAGUUCUGCUGCAUCUCGUCGAUCUCGUUCAUCUUCUGGUAUCCCUCAUCCGUUGCCACGAUCUCGUUCACAACUACCUAGUUCUGUAACAGGUGUGACAACAACAUCAGGUGAAAAUCCAAAUGUUGUACAUAGUGUAACUGCUGCUUCCAGUGGUGCAGUUGAUGAAGCGAUAUUUCUCGAAGCAUUUGAAUCGACAUCGGAAGUUCAAUUAUUAUCUGGAAAAGAUGUUGAACAACAAUUAUCAAAUAUACGUGAUACAUUGGCGGAUACGAAUACGGACUGGGAGAAAAGAAUAGACACUUUAAAACGAUUACGAUCAAUUAUUAUUAGUGGUGCAUUGGAUUAUGAUGAAUUUUUUAAAAAUAUUCGACAACUUGAUUUACCAUUAGCAGUAACAGUUAAAGAUUUACGUUCACAAAUUGUUAGAGAAGCAUGCAUUACAUUGGCUUUUAUGUCUGUUAAAUUAACAAAUCGUUUUGAACGUACAGCUGAAGAUGUUAUUCCAGCAUUAAUGAAUCUUAUACAAAAUAGUGCAAAAAUAAUAGCAAGUAGUGCAGUUGUUGCCAUGCGUUUUAUUGUGGAUAAUACUCAAUCAUCCAAAUUAGUGCCACUUAUAUUAGCAAGUUCAGAAUCAAAAUCAAAAGAAAUAAGACGGCACACAUGUGAAUUAUUAUUACACAUGUUAAAUCAUUGGGAUCGUACCCAAUUAGAUAAACAUAGUCAAUUAAUUCAUGAUGUAAUCAAAAAGAGUUUAUCAGAUGCUGAUCCAGAAACAAGACAGGGUGCAAGAAAAGCAUUUGGUUUGUUUCGUGAAAAUUUUCCACAAUUAGCUCAUAAGUUAUUAGAUACAUUAGACGCAUCGAAGAAGAAAACUCUUUUGGGUGAAAUGAGUAAUUCAUCUAGUACACAUUCAUUAGCAAGUAAUGGACGAUUGAGAAGUGCAAAAGAAAUUACAUCUAGACAUCCAUCAGGAAAUGAUAAACAAUAUUCACCUGGUGCAUUAGGACGUUCUUCAAGUGCCAAUGAAUUAGCGUCAAGAAAUCUUGCAAAAAAUAAUGCACUCUCCAUGACAACUUCAAUAACACCAGUUGCUCCAUCAUUAGCUAAACCACGUCCUGUGCAAUCGAAAUCCGCAUAUAAAUCAUCUUCGACUAUCACAGCGUCUUCUGGAUCUCGACCACCAGUUACUUCACAAUCACAACCAGGAAGUCGUUCAACAUCGCCUACGUUAAAAUCUCAUUAUUUAACACAUCAUAAUAAUAAUCGAACACCAACAAAUGGUCGUUCAAGAAUACCAAUGCCAGGAAAAAUAUCCAGUAGAGAAUCAAGUCCAGGAAGAACACGACCAUAUGGAAUGCGCCAAGAAAGUGACUAUGAUCCAAAUCAUUUUGGUGUGUCUAGUCAACGUCGUGGUGUAUGGAGCGCUAACAGCGAUGAUAAUGCAUCGGAAACAUCAAGUAUAUGUUCAGAACGUUCAUUAGAAUCGAAAAGUUCAAAAAGAAGAUUAUCUACUCAUAGUUCAAGAGAAUGGAUUGAUAAAGAGGAUGUUGCUGAUGUUUUACGCCGAAUGUCAAGUAAUGAAUGGGCAGAACGUAAAGAAGGUUUAACAACACUUCAUCAUAUGAUUCGUUCUGGUCGAGUUUUUAGUGGACCAGAAAUCAAACGGAUAACAGAAACAUUUUCAAAACGUUUUCAUGAUCCUCAUAGUCAAGUAUUCACAGUCUUUCUUGAUGUAUUACCAGAAUUUAUUAUCAGUUACAAGCGAGAGAUAAAUGAGUGGCUCUAUACAUUACUGACAAAAUUAUUGACUCGAUUGGGAAAUGAUCAUUUAGAAUCAACAUAUAAGAAACUGAAAAAUUGUUUAAAAGUGGUCAAUCAAUCAUUUGAUGUCCAUCAACAAUUUACUAUCUUAACACGUUUCAUUAAUGAUAAUUCUUCAGCACCUGGAAUAAAAGCAAAAGAAGUUUUAUUAAAACAUUUACAACAAAUUAUUCAACAUAUGGAACCUGUUGACAUUGCCAAUAAUGCUGAUGUUAGAAUUGCACUAUCUAAAAUAAUGAAUUGGUCAGUGGAACCAAAAUCAAAUGAAGUUAGAAAGGCAGCACAAGGUGUUGUUUUGGCAUUGUACAAUUUAAAUCGACCAGAAUUUACACUUAUGUUAACCAGUCUACCAGAUACCUAUCAAGCUGCCGCUUCUAAAAUUAUUCGAUCGGUAACGGACAAGUAUUCGUCAACACCCUCAAAUCAAGAUAUGAAUUUUCUUCAACAUUCAAACAGUGGCAGUCUAUCUUCCAUGACAACAUCAGUGAAUUCGUUAUUAAAUUCUGAUAAUAAUCAUGAACAAUCAUAUCGACAAACAUCUCAAACGACGUAUUUAACUGAUAUGAGAGUUCUUAUGGAAAAUAUGCAAGCAUUGAAUAUUAAUCAUAGAAAUGACGAGUUAUUGACUGGUUCAAACUCAUUAAAAGAUAGUGGAUUUCAAGAUAUGGCUGUGAAAAAUGGUCGACAAUAUACGCCACAGUUAUAUAGAUCAAAUAAUUCACAUAAUACAACAGAACAGUCAGAUGUAAGAAGUAUAUUGAAUGCCCCUGAUCGUACAGCUGCCAUUGAUUCAUCUCUUGACAUUAUCAAUAAUACAUCAUCAAAUAAAGAACAGCGCCAUAAUGCCAUGCGUUGUAUUUUAAAAUUUUCCAAAGUGAAUGAUACUGAAACAUGGGAUAUUGCAUUUACAAAAACAUUAAAUGUUUUGACACAUAUUUUAGAUGAUGAUAACGAUGAGAUAAUAUGGAAAGUAUUUAGUUUGAGAAUAAUUCGUGAACUAUUGAUUCAUCAUACUGAUUUAUUUAUGAAUUAUGUUGAGUUGACUAUCAUUCGAAUAUUGAAGGCACAAAGUGAAACCGAAAGUGAUAUAACACGGGCGGCUGAGGCUGCUGCAUUAGCAGCUGCUGAAUAUUUGCCUUCAGAAGAUUGUGUACGUGUAUUAAAACCAAUUAUUGAAACAGCUAAAUAUCCAAUGAAUCAAGCAGCCAUAACAAUGUUGCAAAAAACAAUUGAAUUAAUGAAUAAAGAUGUUUGUGCAAGAUUAAUGCCAGAAAUGAUUCCACCAUUACUUGCUUCAUGGGAUAGUGAAACCUCGAGUGUGCGAAAAGCAGCUGUAUUUUGUUUAGUGGCAGUUUUCUUGGUUGUUGGUGAAUCAUUACGAACAUAUUUACAAAAAUUAAGUGCAAGUAAAUUAAAAUUACUGAAUGUUUAUAUAAGCAAAGCGGAACAACAGCGGACAACGGAAAAGAAUACAAAUUCUUCGUCAUCACCAACAACGAUUACAAAUGGAAAAUUUUAA